Messenger RNA from Mytilus trossulus (common blue mussel), 3459 nucleotides. RefSeq lists its product as uncharacterized. Lineage: Eukaryota; Metazoa; Mollusca; Bivalvia; Mytilida; Mytilidae. The coding region runs from base 1 to 3459 and encodes 1152 amino acids. The transcript is spliced from 12 exons. The record is from RefSeq and is a predicted model, not a curated record. Gene Ontology annotation, molecular function: protein binding.
AUGCACCCAAGGUCAAAGAAUGGAAAGAAUGCAUUACACUAUGCUGCUGAUAAUAAUGAAACAGAAGUAUUACAAAUUUUAAUUGAAUUUGGAUGUGAAAAGAAUCUGCAGGACAUUAAUGGACAGACUGCGUUACAUAUAGCUGCACAGACAAAUAGCCUCAAAGUUGUUACCUUUUUAUUAAACAGAGACUGUGAUCCAAACAUAACAAAUGUUGAGGGAAAGAAGCCAAUAGAUUUGACCAGCUAUAAAUCUAUCAAAACGUUAUUUGAGGCAUUUGAAAAGAAUCUUUUACCAGGUCUUCCAACUGAAGUUAAAAAGUUCGAUACAAAGUCAGCGCAAGUAUUUGCUAGUCUAUUGGAGGAAGAAAGUUAUCCCCAUUUUGAGGCAAGGGUCAUGUUAGCUGGCCAGCAGGGUACAGGGAAAACGACAAUAGCAAGAUAUCUGGUUGGAAAAUGUCCCACUAGAAUCAGGAUAUCGACCGAUGGAAUAGAACUAUACAAUGGUCUUUCAUAUAUGGACCGUGAAUCAAAAGACUGGCUGGGUGGACACCAAGAUUUCUCAUUGGAAGAAAUAACCUUCAGCAGAUCACUUUUAAAAGGAGUGAAACCUAUAAAUGUAGAUGAUACAACGCUAACAAGCAAAGAUCUUCCAGUCAUGUCACAAGCCAUGUCAUUGCCGGCCAGCAAAGAAAAACUAAGACGUCAAUCAAAAGAAAAUUCAAUGUCAGUUACAACAUCAGAAGGGUCAGAAUGGUCAAAAUGGCCAGAAUGUUCAGAAUCGGAUAGGUUGUCUUCCACUAAAAGUUUCAAAACAGGAUUGAACAGUUCUGAAUUCCAAUUUGAAACCGUACCAGUUAAUAUUAGCAGUAUAGACGGGAAUAUGAGCCAACAACUAGUAGGUCAGUUAUGUAAGCAAAAUGCAAAAUCACAAUGCAACGAUGAAAACUAUGAGACAGUCAUACAAGAUAGCAAUCGUAAUUCAGGAAACCAAUCAGAACUACUAGUUUCGGACGGAGAAAGGUCAGGUGACAAUAGAAACAGACAAGUAGAACAGGAAAAUCCAACCAGAAAAGAUUAUACCGAUUUCUCAAUAGACAACUGUUUAGGUGAAAAUUUGCCAUAUACAGACAUUUCAAUGGAUGACUUGGAUCGUGCAAAGUCAGGAAACGCUGGAGAGGUCCACCUAAAAACUGUAACUAAACCUGGAUUGAUCAGAAAGUUAAAACAGAUGUUCGGGGUUUCGAAAAAAGUUAAAGAAGUCAAAGUAUCAAUCACGAAAGAAAACUUUCUCAAGAAGACCUCUAAAGUAGGAAAAAAGCAGUUACACAACAAAAAGAUAGCACCAAUAAUUAUUUGGGAUUUUGGAGGCCAGGAUGUUUUCUAUUCAACUCAUCAGACAUUUCUGACAUACAGAGCGAUUUACAUAAUUGUACUGGAUGGAAGUAGAAAACUUGAUGAUCCAUGUCCGUAUGAACAAUACCUCCCGGGAAAGAGUGGACAUAAAUCAGGAAGAGAUUAUCUGCUUUUCUGGAUCAACACAAUUGUAACAUACUGCAAAGGAAGCGUGAAGGGAUUUCCUAAGAUUCUGGUUGUUUUAACUCACAAAGAUCGGGUAACAGUUAAUGAGGUUGAACAAAGAAGACACGAAAUAUUUGCAGAAAUCACCAAGAUGUUUCACCAGACAUCGUUUAUGCAACAUUUAGUCCUUGAGGAUAAAAUAUUUGUAAACGCACAAGACAAAUAUGACCCCGAAAUGACGAAUCUCAAGGGUGCUAUUAUCAGCGAAUCAGAGAGGCAACCAACAUGGGGUGAACCACUCCCAAAGUGUUUUAUUCCAUUAGAGUUAGAAUUUGCAUCUUUAAUCAGACAAGGCAACCCUCUGAUUACACUAGAGCAUCUAAAGAAAAUAAACGCAUUGCAACCUAUUAGACCGUUAUCAGAAACCGAGUUGAAGGUAUUUCUGAAAUUUCAACAUUCAAUUGGCAAGCUGUUGUACUUUGAUGAGCACAAAUUGGACGACCGUAUAAUUUUGUCUCCCACUCUUCUCAUUGAUGCCUUCAAAUCAAUUGUAACUGAUAAAAGGUUUUGUCAAGGAGACAAAAAAAGAGAAGAGUUGUGGGAUGUUAUGGAUAAGAAAGGAGUUGUCUCAAAACCAAUAAUCGAACAAAUUUGGAAGAAAAAGAAAUAUAAAAAAUUCUACAAAGAUAAAGAUUAUUUACUGGACGUUAUGACUCACCUGGAUAUAUUGGCAGAACCAAAAAAAUACGACUUAGAUCGCAACCGUAUACCUGCUGACUUCUACUAUGUUGCAAGUAUGGUACGAGCUGAAGAUGAUUCUGGAUACCUUCAAUCAGCUGGCUUUACCACCAGGAGUAUUGCCAUAGCCUUCCAAUCGUCAUCAUUGAUGAUACCUCCUGCAUUAUCUUUUAGAUUUAUUAGUUACUGUCUAUAUAUCUGGGCGGUGAAAACAUACGGAGAUACCAACAAGGACAUGCUGUUCCAUCGGUCAGGGGUCUUUACCAUUGAUUCGUCUUUAGAUAUGUACAUUGCCUGCGAAGAUGAAAGGAUUGUUGUCCGUCUUGUUCAUGCCACUUCAAACACACUUAUAAUGAGGGAUGUAGCCUCUAGCAUCUAUGAAUGCCUCACAUCAGCCUUGGAGAAAAUAAGUCAGCUGUAUAUCAGAACAAGUAGUGAUCAGACUCAAACCAGUGAUGCAUCCUUCAUGACCAGGAUAUGUUGUAACUCACCAAACAACUCAUGUGUACUUCCUGACAUCGACCAAGCUCAAACAAAUCAAAUAUGGAUAUGUCCUUCACAUGGCAUUGAACACAACAUACACACAAUUACAUCGUGGAUUGAAGAAAAGGAAGACGAAAAGUGCAAACCAGGGUGCACAGUUACCAAAGAUGAAUUUCUGAAAGUGACACCAUCAGACAUACAUUUACGACGUCUGUCGUUAUUGUACAGUCCAUUCGAGGCUAAAGAACUGGCUAUACAUUUAGGAGUGUCGAACAGGGUAGUUAAUGCCAUACUGGAAACUGAAGAUCCCUUAACAUCAAGUUUUGCAAUUUUGCUACGAUGUCGAGAUAGCAGGAUGGUGACAUUUAAAGACAUCAAAGAGGCGAUAGAAAGUAUUGGAAAAGAAAACAUGCAACCUGAGAAGUGGGAUCUAGUACCUACAGCAGAACACAUUGACAGAUUGGCUCCAUUAGUAGGGAAAUACUCCCUCCCGUUCCUUAUCGAACUUGGAAUGGAUUUAAAUACCUGGGAACAGAUCAGCCACCGACAAAAUAAAAGAGAUUUGGUCAGACUGAACCAGGAUAUCUUAGAAGAAUGGAGAUUCAAGUUUUGUAGGAUGCACAAUCUGAAACCAACUUUGCGAAAAAUCGCACGUGCAUUCAGUAACAUUGAUAAAAAUAUAAAACUCGUUGAAAACACAUUAUCUGAUUUAUUUUAA